Messenger RNA from Penicillium lagena, 486 nucleotides. Its product is annotated as CXXC motif containing zinc binding protein. Gene Ontology annotation, molecular function: zinc ion binding. Lineage: Eukaryota; Fungi; Ascomycota; Eurotiomycetes; Eurotiales; Aspergillaceae. The transcript has 5 exons. The record is from RefSeq and is a predicted model, not a curated record. Bases 1 to 486 code for a protein of 161 amino acids.
AUGCUGUCACUGCUUCUCUCUGCUGAGCUGGAAGGCGUUACUUCCCUCAAGCCCACUGACACUGAGGAGAACCCGUACUUCUACACCUUCCGCGUCAAAUGCACCGGCUGCCACGAGGAGCACCCGAACUGGGUUAGCUUCAACCGCUUUGAGCAGCAUGAGAUUCCUGGAAGUCGCGGCGAAGCCAACUUUGUGUGGAAGUGCCGUCUUUGCCAGAAAACCCACUCCGCAUCCGUCAUCGCCGGCCCCCACUCCGUCGAAAUGAAGCAGGACAAGCGCAAGGGCCAAAAGAUCAUCGACAUGGACUGCCGCGGUCUGGAGUUCACCGAAUUCAAGCCUGAUGGCGAGUGGGAGACCAAGGGCGUCGAGUCCGGGACUGCGUUCAGUGCCAUCGACCUGAUGGAGGGCGACUGGUAUGACUAUGACGAGAAGGCUGGUGAGGAGGUGAGCAUCAAGGACCUGAAAUGGGAUGUUGGCCGGGCGUGA